CGACGCCCUCGAGCACGAGCCCCCUAGCUCCCGUCGCCCAGUUCAGCGGAGAGAGCGAGAGCCUAGAACCAGGAAGCGAAAGCAUACACAUGGAGGGUGUGUCUGGCCCCGCCAGCCCAGCUUUUAUUUUUAAAAACACCGUCCUCCGCGGUUGAUUUAAUGGGGGACACGGCAAAGACCAAGCGGCGGGAGCAGCUGAAGCGCUGGGCCGGCUCCUCCACCGACAAAGCGUCCGACGUUCCCCGGCGGAGGUGGCGGGGCGAUGCCGGGGAGGCCGAGGCCGAGCUGGGCGGCGAGGCGCCGGGGGUGCAGCAGCCGGAGUCAGCGGGCAGAGAUGAGAGCAGCCCCAUCCCGGGUGGACGGAAGAGGGUGAGGUUCGACAGCGCCGCCGAGUUCCUCGCCGCCUGCGCCAGCGGCGACACGGAGGAGGCCAAGGCGAUGCUGGAGGAGACCGAGCAGUCCAAAACGGGGAACGGGGAGAGCCUGCCGGACAUCAUCAACUGCUCCAACGCCGAUGGCAUCACCGCGCUGCACCAGGCCUGCAUAGACGGCAGCAUCGAGAUCGUGACCUUCCUGCUGGAGCACGGCGCCAACGUGGACCAGGUUGACAGUGAGGGAUGGACGCCGCUGCACGUGGCUUCCUCCUGCGGCUACCCUGACAUUGCAGAAUUCCUCCUUCAGAAAGGUGCGUCUCUGACUGCUGUGAACUGUGACGGCGAUGUUCCUCUGGACAUUGCUCUGGACGAGACCACCGAGUCCCUUCUUCAUCACUACACACAAAGACAAGGUGUGGACCUGGAGGCAGCUAAGCGCAGGGAGGAGGAGCAGAUGAUGUCAGACGCCCGGACCUGGCUGAACGAUGGUCCGCCUGCUGAUGUCCGAGACCCGAGAACCGGCGCCACGCCGCUGCACGUCGCUGCAGCUAAAGGAUACGUGGAGGCUCUGAAGAUCCUGUGUCAGUGCGGGCUGGACGUGUCGGCCACAGACUUUGACGGCUGGACGCCUCUCCACGCUGCAGCUCACUGGGGUCAAGAGGAGGCCUGUCGCAUCCUGGCCGAGCAGCUGUGCAACAUGGAGGCUCGCAGCAACGGGGGUCAGACGCCGUUCGAGGUCGCUGACGAAAGCGUCGCAGAGCUGCUGGAAGAGUUGUCACAGAAACAAGCCAACUGGCGCAACGAGCGGUCGAUAUCAGAGAGGCAGAACCAACCCGGCCAAAAUGCUGCAAACGCACAAAACAAGCGAAGGAGGACGUCUGUGUGCAGGAUGAGCAGUAAAGACAAGAUAAACGUGCAGGAUCUGUCUAAGGAAAGGGGCGUCUCAGGAGACCUGGACAUGAGCGAGGAGAAGGAGAGCAGCACGGAAGGCUCCACCGCGUCCAGUCCAGACACUGAGAGUGGGACCACAUCUACCGUCAGUCCGGCGGAGAAGCCUUCUGAGAAGAAGGAGGAGGAUGAUGAGGAGGAGAAGGAGCAGGACAAGGCGAGCCGCACCGCCAGAGUCCAGCCCACUCCUCAGAGCAGGGACGGGGCCGCCGAGAGCCCCGUGGCUCCAAACGCAGACAAGAAGCAGCAGCAACCCAAACAGUUCCAGGCAGCAGAUAGAGACGAAGAGUCCGAGUCCCAGAGGAAAGCUCGGUGUCGGCUGAUGCGACAGUCCCGUCGCCUCACUCAGGGUGUGACUUUGACUGAGCUGAAAGAAGCGGAGAAGAGCAUGGAUAAAGCUGCUGACCCGGCUCCUCCUCCUCCACGAAACGUCCAGUCAGUGAGCCCCAUCAUCACCGUUACGCCCACUGAACAGGACAACGAUCCGGUGAAGCAGGUGGAGUCGGAGGGAGACAAGCGCUUGGGAGCGAAGGACAGGAGACGAGGGAGGAGGGAGAGACGCUCCACCGGCAUCGUUCAGCUGGAUUCGGAGAACGAUGAUGGUGAAGCCCAGCUGGGAGACGCAGACAGCAACAGCACUGAGAGAGAGUCGUCUUCAGACUUCAAAAUGCUGUACAUCAAGGUACUGCAGGAGAACAUGGCUCUGAAGGACAAGCUGCAAGAGAUGGAGCUGCAGCUCAAACUGAACAAAGUGGAGCUGGAGAGGCUUCAGCAGAGUGAGGAGAGCAGCGCUGACAGACCGGCCCUGAUCGAGCUGGAGAGAUUUGAAAGGCUGUCCCUCCAGAGGAAAGUGGUGGAACUGGAGGAUGAGCUGAAGGUUCUGGGGGACCUCAGAGCAGACAACCAGAGGCUUAAAGACGAGAACGCCGCACUCAUUCGAGUCAUCAGCAAACUCUCAAGAUGAACUGCCAUAACCAUACGGACAAAAAGUAUUACACCACUCACCCGUUGCCCAAACUCAGAGGACGUAAACCACUAAGGGAGACGCAGCGGAGAGCUGCAGACGCCCGGUUCACCGCCCGCCAGUGUUUUGGGCCUUUACGUUUUGGCAGAUCUACUGUUUAACAAGCCCAGCUGCAACUCCUGUGGACCAACAGGAUGUUCCCAUCCACUUUUAUAUUAGGUUUUUAUUGCAUCUUUUUUUUUUUUUUUUUUACCUGCAAUGUUUUAUUGUGCUUUGCUUCAGUGAUCCUUUGUAUGAAAUCUGUAUUUGGAGACUUAAAGCCAUGCACAGCGAUAGCUCACAGUAAAGGGGUGUGUUGGACACAAGACUUAAAUGUGCCAAAAGGAGAGAGAGAAAAAAGAAACAGUCCCAGUUUUGCACAUCUUUUAGGCAAAAAAAAAAAGUGGGUAGUAUUGUUUCUCAGGAUGAGUCCUUUUUCCCCAACAUUUACUAUUUUUUUGUCGGCUGCUGUACCAGUGGACCAAAACCCUGCAUGCUCAUCUCUCCCCGUUCCUCCCCCUCUGUGCAUUUCAUGUGUUUAUAUUGCAGCCGCCUGUGGGGGGGUGGGGGGGAGGGGGCAUACUGCUGUGUUACAGACUGAGUGUUUGGGUGCUAACGGAGACAUUGUGAGGUGAAGCUCAGGUUCAGAUACUUCAAAUAAUGUUACAGUUCAGAUCCCUUUCUGGUGGUUGAGGAGAAUCUGACUUCUGUACUGUGUUGUCUUUUUUUUUUUUUUUUUUUUUUUUGCCAUGUUGACUUGACGCUUCUUAGUAUUCACCUUGUGACGGACAGCUGUUGUUUAACAGACAGGCCAGAUGGGUCAUCCUUUUGAAUGUUUACUUCCCCUGCGAGACCGAAACCGCAUGUCAAAUUGUAUUUUGAAGCUGUGCCUUUGGAUAUACAUUUGUAAGUAAUAUUUCUAUUUUGCUUUGGCAUUGUACAAGGUUGAGUAUAAAAUACAACGUGGGUAUAAAUAAUUAAGGAUGUGUGGCCUCUUACUGUUUGACUCCUGCAGCAGACCCUGUACUGCAAAAAUAACAUUUGUGCCAUUACAAAAUCAUCUCAACAAAGGGCGCCGAUAGCACCCACAGUUUGUACAGGAUUUCUCAUUUGGUGACAAUUAUUUAAAAAAUAAACUGCAUAACUGGUUUGCCACUCUGUUGGUGUCAGCCACUAGGCCUG
Molecule: messenger RNA, 3507 nt
Organism: Fundulus heteroclitus (mummichog)
Lineage: Eukaryota; Metazoa; Chordata; Actinopteri; Cyprinodontiformes; Fundulidae
Gene: ppp1r12c
Product: protein phosphatase 1, regulatory subunit 12C
Biological process (GO): signal transduction
Cellular component (GO): cytoplasm
Molecular function (GO): protein kinase binding; enzyme inhibitor activity; phosphatase regulator activity
Source: RefSeq, a predicted model, not a curated record